Gadus morhua (Atlantic cod) is the source of this 1685-nucleotide messenger RNA. Its product is annotated as Bloom syndrome protein homolog. Lineage: Eukaryota; Metazoa; Chordata; Actinopteri; Gadiformes; Gadidae. Gene Ontology annotation, biological process: double-strand break repair via homologous recombination; telomere maintenance. Gene Ontology annotation, cellular component: chromosome; cytoplasm; nucleus. Bases 153 to 1670 code for a protein of 505 amino acids. Gene Ontology annotation, molecular function: 3'-5' DNA helicase activity; ATP binding; nucleic acid binding. The record is from RefSeq and is a predicted model, not a curated record. The transcript is spliced from 11 exons.
GUAACCACGGAGAGAUAAGGAAACAUCCGUUUUCUCAUUGUGUCUGAAUAACAUCUUUGCUUGAGGUUCAUUUCACCAAUCACCCACCUUCCAGGAAUAAUCUAAAGGAACAACUUGCAAGGCAUUUUAACGCCGCUCAGAGCAAGUUGACCAUGGCUGGAAAAAUGGCCGGAAACCCUGCUGGCAAGUGCCGCGACUUCGACCACUCUCCAGAGAAGUUGAGGGCAACAUUAAACAACAUUUUUCGUCUUCAGGAUUUUCGGGUCAAUCAACUUGAAGCAAUUAAGGCCACAAUUUUGAAGAAAAAUGUCUUGGUUGUUGGUGAUAAUGGUGCUGGUAAAAGCCUGUGCUACCAGCUACCAGCCUGCUUGUCUGCUGGAGUCACUGUGGUGAUCUCUCCACUCAUCUCCCUCAUCCAGGACCAGAUGCAGAAACUCACUGAACUGGGUAUUGUGGCCAGGACUCUCUCGGGUGAUAUAGGUCCCAGUGAUGCAGAUAGUAUCUACCAACAGUUGUCUGAAAAGGAUCCGAUUAUCAAACUGCUCUACGUCACCCCCGAGAAGAGGAGAAUGAAUCGUCAAUUGAUCGAGGCUCUGCAGGACCUGUUUGCCAAUGGUCUUCUGGCUCGGUUUGUUAUCGAUGAGGCCCACUGCAUCAGUCAGUGCGACUUCCGGCCGGCCUACGGGAUAUUGAAUGAGCUGCAGCAGGACUUUCCGGGGGUGCCCAUGAUUGCUCUGUCAGCCCCCAUCGGGCCCCUCAUCCAGGAGGACAUCCUCAAUCAGCUGCAGAUGACCAACCCUCAGGUGUUCACCAUGACCUUAAACCGAACAAAUCUAAAGUAUGCCGUGCCAACCAGGACAACAAGGUUUGGGGAAAUGGACUGCAUUACCUGGAUCAAGGAGCACUAUCCACAUGACUCGGGCAUCGUGUACUGCUGGAGACGAGACGACUGUGACAACAUGGCAGACAGCCUGAAGGAGGCAGGCCUGCUGGCAUGUUCGUAUCACGCAGGGAUGCCUUACAGAGACAGAGAGAUUGCGCAGAACAAGUGGAAUGGAAAUGAAUGCCAGGUCAUCUGUGCCACCAGCGCAGCCUUUGGUAUGGGCAUCCACAAGCCGGACGUGCGGUACGUGAUCCACACCUUUCUGCCCAAGUCCAUGGAACACUACCACCGGGAAACAGGGCGGGCCGGCAGGGACGGGAACAUGUCCCACUGCAUCCUCUUUUAUUCCGACAGCGACCAUGGUGUCCUCGGACGUGCCAUCAGAAACGAUGAAUCUGUGGUUGAAAAAUCCAAGGAUGGGGAAUUAGUUGACCUAGAACCCAUGGUGGAAUACUGCUGGAAUAUGAAGGACUGCAGAAGAAUACAGCUGCUUACUUACUUUGCUGGGGUCGACACUGAAGCCAACUUAUGCGAGGAAAACGCAGAAGCCAUCUGUGACAACUGCGAAAGCGCCAACCUGGCAUGGCUCGGCUCAGGGUGGACUGGCACACUCCUGACCGAUCGGCCAGCUCCCGCUGGAAGGCCCCUGUUGCCAGGAACCCCAGCGUGGUCAGCACCUGUGUGGGCACGGACAACCCCUGGCUCCUGGCUGUGUGGCGCUCUAGGGCCGGCCGCAGCUCUGCGCACAGCUCCAGUACUGGCCUGGGGAAACGAAAUCGGCUCAUGAGCCAAUCAUCAUCAU